AUGAAUAUGAUGGAAAACAAGUCAUUAAACAUGUCAAUAGCAACACUUGCUAUUGUCUUUUUUAUUAUGAUUAUAGUACCAAAAAAUGUGAGUGCUCAAAAUUGUGGGUGUGCUGAAGGAUUGUGUUGCAGCCAAUAUGGUUAUUGUGGAGACACUGAUGCAUAUUGUGGCACAGGGUGCCAAGAGGGUCCUUGUAAAGGAGGAAAUAUUCCACCUAGUACUCCUACUACUAGCAAUGAUGUUAAUGUUGCCGACAUUGUCACACCAGAGUUUUUCAAUAGUAUAAUUGAUCAAGCUGAUUCUAGUUGUGCAGGAAAGAGCUUCUACUCAAGAGCUGCUUUUCUUGACGCACUCAAUUCUUACAAUCAGUUUGGUAGGGCUGGUUCUUCCGAUGACUCCAAACGUGAGGUUGCAGCUGCUUUUGCACAUUUCACACACGAAACUGGACAUUUUUGCUAUAUAGAAGAGAUUGAUGGUGCAUCAAAGGACUACUGUGAUGAAAACAACACAGAGUACCCGUGUGUCCCUAACAAAGGAUACUACGGUCGCGGACCGAUUCAAUUGUCUUGGAACUACAACUACGGACCAGCCGGAAAGGACAACGGUUUUGAUGGAUUGAACUCUCCUGAAACAGUGGCUAAUGAUCCUACAGUGUCCUUCAAGACAGCAUUAUGGUAUUGGAUGAAAAAUGUUCACCGUGUUGUUAACCAGGGCUUUGGUGCAACCAUUAGAGCCAUUAAUGGACGACUUGAAUGUGAUGGUGCAAACCCCAACACGGUUAAGGCUCGUGUUGAUUACUACACUCAAUAUUGUAGUAAAUUGGGUGUUGCUCCUGGUGAUAAUCUUACUUGCUAA
Messenger RNA from Lathyrus sativus (Indian pea), 855 nucleotides. The record is from the annotation of a GenBank genome assembly. NCBI's taxonomy places the organism in Eukaryota, Viridiplantae, Streptophyta, Magnoliopsida, Fabales, Fabaceae.